Molecule: messenger RNA, 994 nt
Organism: Poeciliopsis prolifica (blackstripe livebearer)
Lineage: Eukaryota; Metazoa; Chordata; Actinopteri; Cyprinodontiformes; Poeciliidae
Product: NACHT, LRR and PYD domains-containing protein 3-like
Exons: 2
Coding region: 149-781 (210 amino acids)
Source: RefSeq, a predicted model, not a curated record
GGACAACAUUGUCACUUAUGUGAAGAAAGAACUGAAGAAGAUCCAGAAGGUUCUGAUUGCAGAUGACCUAGAACAUUCAGAGAGUCAGAGAGAUGAUGAGGUGUUGGAAGGUGAUGAUGAAGAGCAGAGGAGGAGCAGAGAGGCAGUGAUGAAGAUCACACUGAACUUCCUGAGGAGGAUGAAGCAGGAAAAGCUGGCUGACCAUCUGCAGAGCAAACAUCUUGCUGCUUUUUGUCAACAUCAACUUAAAUCUGGUCUGAAGAAAAAGUUCCAGUCUGUGUUUGAGGGGAUUGCUAAAGCAGGAAGUCCAACCCUUCUGAACCAGAUCUACACAGAGCUCUACAUCACAGAGGGAGGGACUGGAGAGGUCAAUGAUGAACAUGAGGUCAGACAGAUUGAAACAGCAUCCAGGAAACCAGACAGACCAGAAACAACAGUCAGACAAGAAGACAUCUUUAAAGUCCCACCUGGAAGAGAUCAACCAAUCAGAACAGUGAUGACAAAGGGAGUGGCUGGCAUUGGGAAAACAGUCCUAACACAGAAGUUCACUCUGGACUGGGCUGAAGACAAAGCCCACCAGAACAUCCAGUUCAUAUUUCCAUUCACCUUCAGAGAGCUGAAUGUGCUGAAAGAAAAAAGUUCAGCUUGGUGGAACUUGUUCAUCAUUUCUUUAGUGAAACCAAAGAAAUCUGCAGCUUUGAACACUUCCAGGUUCUGUUCAUCUUUGAUGGCUUGGAUGAGAGUCGACUUCCACUGGACUUCCACAACAAGGAGAUCCUGACUGAUGCUACAGAGUCCACCUCAGUGGAUGUUCUGCUGACAAACCUCAUCAGGGGGAAACUGCUUCCCUCUGCUCUCCUCUGGAUAACCACACGACCUGCAGCAUCCAAUCAGAUCCCUCCUCAGUGUGUUGGCAUGGUGACAGAGGUCAGAGGGUUCAGUGACCCACAGAAGGAGGAGUACUUCAGGAAGAGAUUCAGAGAUGAGGAGCAGG